Corylus avellana is the source of this 1146-nucleotide messenger RNA. NCBI's taxonomy places the organism in Eukaryota, Viridiplantae, Streptophyta, Magnoliopsida, Fagales, Betulaceae. The record is from RefSeq and is a predicted model, not a curated record.
UCACUCUCUUCCUUUGUCUCUUUCACUCUCUCUUUCCUAAAAAUCUCUGCUUUGCUCUGUUUCUCCCCCCAACCCUUAUUCCUUCUCCGUUGACAUCCUCCUCCUCGUCUGAGAGGAGCGGUUAAGGAACUCCGGCGUGGUGGGUGCAGAUCUUGGAAGAUUUUGGUGCAGAAAAACGCCAUGGCAGGCUGCAAGGAGGAGAUGAGGAUGGAGGGUUACUCGGUGGUUUGUCCUAAGCCUCGCCGGUUGGAUAUGGGCCUCUUUGAUCCCUCCUCUUUUAACGAUCACCAUUUCAGACCACCCUCCUCCUUCAGAUGGCCCAUCAAUCAUCAAAGAGAGACCGGAGAUUCAAGAGCAGGAACAGAGCUUUUGGAUAUCAUUCUCACUAAGGGAAAUUCUGCGGAGAGAUCCUGUAACCAAGUAGCUUCUUCGCCACCAUUUUUCUGUGGAUCUCCACCAAGCAGGGCUUCUAACCCUGUAAUCCAAGAUGCCCAGUUUUUCAAUGAGAAUGCCACCACCCCUUUUCCGCCUCCGGCGGCGGCUGCACCACCCUCGCCCUCCGCCCGUAAAGGCCGAGGAUGCGUCCGAAUGAACUUCGGGCACAAACCCGCCACGGUUCGGGUCGAGGGCUUCGAUUGCCUCGGCACAGAUAGGAGAAACUGUAGCAUAUCUGCUGUGGCUUAACCAAAGAGUUGAAAGAGCAGAGGAGGUUGAUGUGUAAUGGUGGGGGGAUGUUUUCUUGUUCUUAUUAAUUUUGUGUUAUAAUUCUCAAGGAAUUAUAAUUUAUAAUGUAAAUUAUGGUUGAUGGGAAGAGAUGUUUAAUUUUGAAAAAUAAAUUAGAGAAAGAGCAAAAGUCUUUUCUCUUGCUUUUAAGGGUUUUUUUUUUCUUGAGAAAGGGUUUGAGACUUGUGGGAAGUUUCUUAUUGAGUCUGUAAUUUUUGUCUGUUGUCGUUACACUCUCUCUAAUCCUCUCUGUAAAUUGUAAGGAUGGAGGAAUGUGGAUGGAAGACUUCUUCGGAGUUUCGUUUGUAUUUUUCUUCUUGCUUGCGUGGACUGCCUAUUGUUAAUUCUGUACAGUAAAGGCACGUGGUUUGAAAAUUCAGCCUUAAAGCUGUAAAUAAAUAAAUAAAUAAACAAUUCCUGCUA